Molecule: messenger RNA, 1878 nt
Organism: Capsicum annuum
Lineage: Eukaryota; Viridiplantae; Streptophyta; Magnoliopsida; Solanales; Solanaceae
Product: protein LAZ1 homolog 2
Exons: 9
Coding region: 384-1712 (442 amino acids)
Biological process (GO): transport
Molecular function (GO): transporter activity
Source: RefSeq, a predicted model, not a curated record
GGAAAAAAAAGAAGCAAAUUAAACGGAAUCAUUUAUGCAGUAAUUCAGAGUGGGCUAAUGGGACCAUGGAGCAUCCUGGGCGAGUCACCUCUUCCAUUGUAAAACAAACGGCAACGUGUCAAACGUUGAGCUAAACAAACAAGAAAAAAUUGUUAUGUAGCCGCUCCCUCUAAAUAGUACAUGAUGUGCAUAUCCUGAAAACACACUACACAAUUUAGUACUAGGUAGUUUCUGGCUGCCGAAGAAAUGUUGGGAAUCUUAAAAUGGAUUUUGUCUACUGGAAUUUUUAAGACGGAUCUCUAGCGGAAUCAGAACUCUCACUUUACAGAUUUGGUUAGUGUUUCUUACAUGUUUUAAAGAGCAUUGCACAGAGAUCAUGUGGCAUGGCAUCAUUUUACAUCUCUCUCUACAUGAACAUGUAUAGAGAUCUCCACGAGCCUGCUCUCGUAAUUGGAGGAUGCUUUGUCUUGGUAGCAUUGAUCCUCUCUCUUCUCUUAAUUUUUCAGCAUCUCAGAUACUAUAGUAAUCCAGCGGAACAAAAAUGGAUCGUGGGGGUAAUUUUCAUGGUUCCUGUCUAUGCAGUUGAAUCAAUUUUAUCCUUGUGGAACCCAAAACUUUCCCUUGCCUGCGACAUAUUGAGGAACUGUUAUGAAGCAUUUGCACUCUAUUCUUUUGGAAGCUACUUGAUCGCUUGCCUUGGAGGUGAGCGUCAGGUCGUUGAACUGCUCGAAAAUGAGUCGGGGAAACACAUCAACCAGUCGCUGCUAGGGGGAGAGGAGAAACCCGAGACACAAAAAAGGACAUUGUAUAACUUCAUUUUCCACCCAUAUGUCGUGGGGAAGAACUUGUUUACUAUAGAAAAAUUUGGUCUUGUACAAUAUAUGAUUUUGAAGACGGUUUGCGCAUUCCUAGCUCUCAUUAUGGAAAUUUUUGGGGUAUAUGGUGAUGGGAAGUUCAACUGGCACUGUGGAUAUCCUUAUAUCACUGUGGUACUAAACUUCAGCCAGAUGUGGGCACUAUAUUGUCUCGUCCAAUUUUAUAAUGUGACGCACCAUAAACUCCAACCGAUAAAACCACUAGCAAAAUUCAUUAGCUUCAAGGCCAUUGUUUUUGCAACAUGGUGGCAAGGGGUGGGUAUUGCCUUUAUGUGUUCUUUAAGGGUGCUCCCAAAGGAACGAAAGUUCCAGACUGGAUUGCAAGAUCUUCUGAUCUGCUUAGAGAUGGCCGUUGCUGCUAUUGCUCAUGUUUUUGUCUUCUCAGCGAAACCUUAUCACUUCGUGCCAACAUCUUUAUAUGAAGAGAUUAGUGCCCGAAAAGUAGAAAAAACUUUAAAUAUAGAAGAUAGAGAGAAAUCAGCAGUUGUUGAAAAGAUAGAAGCUAAGGUUGAGGUUCCAGGGACAAGUGUCGCUGAAAGUGUCCAGGACAUUGUUGUUGGAGGAGGUCAAAAAGUUGUGAAGGAUGUAGUUUUGACUGUAAACCAGGCAAUCGAGCCAGUAGAGAAGGGUAUGACAAAGAUCCAAGAAACUUUCCACCAAACAUCAGUCGAUAAUGAGAGAGAAGAAAAACAAGAGACAGAAAUUAAGAUCGAGGAACAAGAAGAGAACUUAACAGGCAACAACAGAUAUAAAAGAGAGACGGAAAUUAAGGUUGAGGAACAAGAACAGAAUUUAUCAGGAGACAACAGAUCUCAGGUGUCUGUAUCACGAGAUUAAAGGCUGAAAACUUGAGGUGGUAUUAUUGGUACACUAUUUAUGUUGUGUCAAACGAGUUGAAAGACAAAAGAUUGUCAUUGAGGUAUUUAAUUCAUGUUCUUACUUAGCUGGUCUUGUAUAUAACAGUUUUUUUUGUUAUUCAUAAUACAUGGAUUUCUUUCCUUUA